AUGGUGUGGACUGUCCCUGGUUUUAUGUUUUACUCCUCGUCUCCUCACUCCUCACCUCCUCCUUUUCUCACUCCUCGUCUUAUCUCUCCUCCUUCCUCUCUCCUCAUCUCCUCACUCCUUCCUCCUCACGCCUCAUUUGCUCACACCUCGUUUCCUCACUCCUCCCUCCCCACACCUCCCUCCUCCCUCCCCACUCCUCCCUCCUUACACCUCCCUUUUCACACCUCCCUCCUCACUCCUCCCUUCUCACUCCUCCCUUCUCACUCCUCACUCCUCCCUCCUUACACCUCCCUUUUCACACCUCCCUCCUCACUCCUCCCUUCUCACUCCUCCCUUCUCACUCCUCCCUUCUCACUCCUCCCUCCUCCCUCCUCCCUCUCCACACCUCCCUCCUCCCUCCCCACUCCUCCCUCCUUACACCUCCCUUUUCACACCUCCCUCCUCCCUCCCCACUCCUCCCUCCUUACACCUCCCUCUUCACACCUCCCUCCUCACUCCUCCCUUCUCACUCCUCCCUUCUCACUCCUCCCUCCUCCCUCUUCACACCUCUCUCCUCCCUCCCCACUCCUCCCUCUUCACACCUCCCUCCCCACUCCUCCCUCUUCACACCUCCCUCCUCCCUCCCCACUCCUCCCUCCUUACACCUCCCUCUUCACACCUCCCUCCUCACUCCUCCCUUCUCACUCCUCCCUUCUCACUCCUCCCUCCUCCCUCUUCACACCUCCCUCCUCCCUCCCCACUCCUCCCUCCUUACACCUCCCUCUUCACUCCUCCCUCCUCACUCCUCCCUUCUCACUCCUCCCUUCUCACUCCUCCCUCCUCCCUCUUCACACCUCUCUCCUCCCUCCCCACUCCUCCCUCUUCACACCUCCCUCCUCCCUACCCACUCCUCCCUCCUCACUUCCUCACUCCCCCUCCUCCCUUCUCACACCUCCCUCCUCACACCUCCCCCUCCCUACCUCCUCUCUCAUCAGCCUCAGCAUUGAUCUGAGAGCCUCCUCUGCUCCCCGACAUCACUAA
Messenger RNA from Knipowitschia caucasica, 1020 nucleotides. The record is from the annotation of a GenBank genome assembly. Lineage: Eukaryota; Metazoa; Chordata; Actinopteri; Gobiiformes; Gobiidae.